Messenger RNA from Aspergillus chevalieri, 2436 nucleotides. It is a transcript of the gene SEC18, whose product is annotated as AAA family ATPase SEC18. The record is from RefSeq and is a predicted model, not a curated record. Gene Ontology annotation, biological process: Golgi to plasma membrane protein transport; SNARE complex disassembly; intra-Golgi vesicle-mediated transport. Gene Ontology annotation, molecular function: ATP hydrolysis activity; ATP binding. The transcript is spliced from 3 exons. Lineage: Eukaryota; Fungi; Ascomycota; Eurotiomycetes; Eurotiales; Aspergillaceae. Gene Ontology annotation, cellular component: Golgi stack. The coding region runs from base 1 to 2436 and encodes 811 amino acids.
AUGUUUAACCGCACCAAUUACUCAAAUCCCUUCAGCAGCUCCAGGAGCGGAGGGCCUCCUUCACGAGAGGGCUAUUCGGUACCUGGUCAAGGGCCCCCUCCAUCUUAUGGUCAGCCAAUGCCUGGCGCAGGGGGACGACCAGGUCAGAUGCCAAUGCCAUCCAGGCCGCCGGUUGGAGCGAAGCCUCCGGCCGGAGGUGGUAACUGGGUACUGCGGCCUGCAAAGAGCCCGGAUAACAAUUACACAUUUGGGAACCUAGUUGCAGUAUCACCCUCUGAUUUUCCUCCGACGCGCGACGGACUUGAUCUUCUCCUCCUCGUUAACGGCCUUUUCGUCUUCUCCGCACGGCCAUACCCCAACUUCCCACCGGGAAACAUCAGUAUGUCGGAUCCGCAGCGGACGUGGGCUGGGGUUGCGUUCACAGAUUCUGUCAACGUACAAAUCUACGAUCCUUUUAGUCAAGGCGGGCAGGCCUACCUUGGCUCUACAGAUAUCGAAGUAGGAUUCGCCGGCAAGAAGAGAGUUGAGACGCCAUACGACCAAGAUGACCUGGGAAAUGCGGUGGCCAAGAACUUUGAAAACCAAAUAUUUGCUCCUGGUCAAAAAAUUUUGAUGGAUCACCGGAGUAUUCCGCUUUUGUUGACCGUCAAGACGGUCCAGCGGGUUGACCUGAGUUCAGAGAAGGCAGACCUUUCCGGCGGAGCAGUUGAGACAGAUCCCACUGCGAGGGGUAUUCUGACCAGACAUACUCAGUUCAACUUCUUCAAGGAUGCACGGACCGGUAUCAACAUGAAGCCGUCCGCUCGCCGGCCCGCAUCCAACUCCAUCAUCCAGCCGGACUUCAAGUUCGAGAACAUGGGUAUUGGAGGCCUCGACGCGGAGUUUAGCACAAUCUUCCGUCGUGCAUUCGCUUCCCGUAUCUUCCCUCCAGGCCUUGUCGACAAGCUGGGUAUCCAACACGUUAAGGGUAUGCUGCUUUAUGGGCCUCCAGGGACGGGUAAAACUUUGAUUGCGCGGCAGAUUGGUAAAAUGUUGAACGCCAGAGAACCCAAAAUCAUCAACGGUCCUGAGGUGUUGAACAAAUUCGUCGGUCAGUCAGAAGAGAACAUCCGGAAGCUCUUCGCCGACGCGGAGAAGGAAUACAAAGAGAAAGGAGAGGAAAGUGGACUUCACAUUAUCAUCUUUGAUGAAUUGGAUGCUGUAUGCAAGCAGCGUGGCAGCGGAGGAGGUGGUGGCACCGGCGUGGGAGAUAGUGUGGUCAACCAGCUUCUCUCCAAGCUUGACGGUGUAGACCAGCUCAACAACAUUCUGCUCAUUGGUAUGACGAACCGAAUGGAUAUGAUUGAUGAAGCUUUGCUGCGUCCUGGUCGUUUGGAAGUGCACAUGGAGAUCUCCCUCCCGGACGAGCAUGGACGUGGCCAGAUUCUGAAGAUCCAUACCCAGAAGAUGCGGGACAACAGCGUCAUGGACCAAGACGUCGACUUGGAAGAGCUUGCGCUUAUGACCAAGAACUUCUCGGGUGCCGAAAUUGCUGGCCUCGUGAAGUCAGCAUCUUCGUUUGCGUUCUCGCGACAUGUCAAGGUUGGCACGAUGGCCAGCAUCGGUGACGAUGUUGUUAACAUGAAAGUCAACCGUUCUGACUUCCAUCACGCGCUUGAUGAAGUCAAACCGGCAUUCGGUGUGUCGGAAGAGGAACUCUCCAGCCGCAUACAGUACGGGAUCAUCCACUACUCUCCUAUUAUAAACGAGAUCCUGCGGGAAGGAGAUCUAUUCGUGAAGCAAGUCGGGCAAUCUACUCCGCUAUUCUCCGUCUUGUUGCACGGACCCACGGCAAGUGGAAAGACAGCAUUAGCAGCUCGGAUCGCCAUUGACUCUGGCUUCCCCUUUAUCAAACUCAUUAGUCCCGAGGACAUGGUAGGAUACAAUGAAAUGGCCAAGGUCCAUCACAUCAGCAAGGUCUUCGAAGACGCCUACAAAAGUCGCACGAGCGUCGUUGUCGUUGACAACAUCGAGCGAAUUAUCGACUGGGUCCCGAUCGGUCCCCGUUUCAGCAACACCGUUCUUCAGACCCUGAUGGUAUUCCUCAGGAAGCAGCCAAGCAAGGACAGGCGCCUUUUGGUGCUGGCCACCACCACACAGCGCGCGGUGCUGAAGAAUCUCGACGUGUACAACUCGUUCAACGCUGACAUUAUGGUUCCGAACGUCAACACAUACAAUGAAUUGCGGUAUAUUAUGGAACAGUCCGAGGCAUUCGAUGCCCAGGAGAUUGCGCAGGCUCUGGAAGAAAUCGGUGGUAUCAUCGAUGAUGGGAAGAUUGGAGUCGGCGUUAAGAAGGUGCUCUUGGGUAUUGAGACGGCUAAGCAGGAUGUUGAUAAGGUCGGGCGUUUUGUGCGUGUAAUCAAUCGGGCAAUUGAGGAGGAGCGGAUUUUUGAGUGA